CAAAUUACAAAAUAAAAAAUUAUUUUAAAUUAUUAAACACAAUGGAGUGAGUCCAAAUUUAUAUCAGUGACUAAAGGCUGUUUACAUUUAAGCCAAAUUCGAGGUAGCACAAUUAUCAAACUUAUUAUUAUUGAUGGACACACGGACAGAACGAACAGCAAGCUGGCGAAACGAUUGGAAGAUUCCAAUGGCCAACAACAGAUCGAACCAAAGUUAUAUCCACGUUGGUGGAGCGGCGGCGUGGCGGGCGCCAUCACCCAGACGGUAACGGCUCCAUUGGAUCUGGUUGAGUCGCGCAUGGUGACCAUCAGAAAGGAAGUGGGUUUGGUGCGCUGUUUGCGUCGAGCUGUCCGGGAAAAUGGGUUUUUAUCCCUGUACGAUGGCUUGGGCGCCCAGGUUCUGAGGCAGCUCACCUACACGACCGUGCGGUUUCACCUCUACGAAUUGGGUAAAAUGCAGGUGGACGAGUGCAGCUUUUUGAAGAAGGUUGGCAUCGCCACUAUGGCGGGUUGUUUGGCGGGUGCGGUGGGCAUUCCCACGGAGCUGGUCAAUACGCGGAUGCAGGUGGACCGAGCUCUGCCCAGCCAUAUGCGCCGGAACUACCGCAAUGUCUUUCAUGGACUGUACCGUGUGGCCAAGGACGAGGGCUACAAGGCGCUCUACAGCAGCUUCGUGCUCACGUGCGUAAGAUCAGCACUUACCACCAUCGGUCAGAAUGCGAUCUAUGAUCAGGCCAAGGAGAACUACAUGCAGUACUUUAAACUCAAACAUGACAGCACCCUUCUGCAUCUGAUGAGUUCAGUGACUGCUGUCUCUGUGUUUGGACCCAUAAUUCAGCCUCUGGAGAACAUAAGAACGAUCAAGAUGGUGAAAAACAUGAGCCUAAAGGCUUCCAUUUUCCAUUUAAUGAGCUUUGGGCCACUCGGACCGUUCCGUGGAAUGGUGCCAUCCAUGUUGCGACUAGUGCCCAAUACAGUCCUCACAUUUCUGCUCUACGAGAAGAUCCGGAUUCACUUUGGAUACUACGCGGCGAGCAAGGCCUGUAGUCAGUAAUUGAAGAGGUGUGUGUAUGCAUUUGGAGGCUAUGUUUACAUUUUUCUAUUUAUGAAAUUCGGGGAAUUGUAGUAGAAUUUUGUAAAAAUAUCCCCCAAAGGUAUGUCAAU
Drosophila kikkawai is the source of this 1163-nucleotide messenger RNA. RefSeq names its product mitochondrial dicarboxylate carrier. The record is from RefSeq and is a predicted model, not a curated record. Gene Ontology annotation, biological process: thiosulfate transport; succinate transmembrane transport; oxaloacetate transport. Gene Ontology annotation, molecular function: sulfate transmembrane transporter activity; thiosulfate transmembrane transporter activity; succinate transmembrane transporter activity. Lineage: Eukaryota; Metazoa; Arthropoda; Insecta; Diptera; Drosophilidae.